Molecule: messenger RNA, 1815 nt
Organism: Amborella trichopoda
Lineage: Eukaryota; Viridiplantae; Streptophyta; Magnoliopsida; Amborellales; Amborellaceae
Source: RefSeq, a predicted model, not a curated record
UAGAUAGGCCUUAAAGGUGAAUGCUUUUAGGGUUGGAAGCCAUGGCAAGAAGUGAAAGGAAGCAGGAGCAGGGAUGGAAAGCAGCAGCUUUUAUCAUAGUUUUGAUUCUGAAUCAGGUGUGGAGUUUGGGGAGAGGCUAGCUUAUUAUACAAUUGCAUCAAAUUUGAUUACUUUUUUAACUGGCGAGUUGCAAAAAGGGCUAGCUGUUGCUGCACAAAGUGUGAAUACAUGGAUGGGAGUGACCACAAUUGUGCCACUAGCUGGAGCCUUCUUGGCCGACACUUAUUUUGGGCGAUAUCGAAUGGUGCUUUAUUCAACCUUUGUUUACAUCAUGGGCCUCGCUCUCAUGACGCUUACAGUCUCUAUACCAUUCUUCAAGACUGCCAUCAAAAUUCAAGGAGCAUUCUUCUAUUUGGGCCUGUACUUGGUCUCCGUAGGAACAGGGGGUCAUAAGCCAUGCUUGCAGGCUUUCGGUGCCGACCAAUUCGAGGAGGCCGACUCUGAAGAAGUGAGGAGAGAGAAGGCUUCCUUCUUUAACUGGUGGUUUGCAAUCUUGGCCUUGGGCGUUGUAGUGGCUGCAACUGUGGUUGUAUAUGUGCAAGACAAUGUCGGUUGGGGGCUUGGUUAUGGAAUACCAACUAUGACUAUGGUCAUCACUCUCAUAGUGUUCAUGUUUGGUUCACCUUUCUAUGUUUGUGUGAGACCAGAAGGGAGCCCUCUCACAAGCGUGGCUCAAGUGCUGGUUGCUGCUUUUCACAAGAGAGGGCUGGUUCACCCCUUGGAUCCAAGUUUGCUUCAUGAGGAUUCAAGUGUUGGGGAAGGCAAGCGUUUGCUGGAUCACACCAACACACUUAGGUUCUUGGAUAAAGCAGCCAUCAAAGACUCGUCAAUUGAUCUCAAGGACUCAAAUCCGUGGACCCUGUGCACCCUCACCCAAGUAGAAGAAACAAAACUAGUCAUGCGCAUGGUCCCUAUAUGGACCACAUGCCUGGCCCUUGGCAUAACCAUAGCCCAAAGCACCACCUUCUUCAUAAAACAAGGAGCCACCAUGGACAGAAGUGUGUUCCACAAUUUCAAAAUCCCAGCUGCAUCCCUCAUAGCAGUUAGUGCCUUCACUGGCUUCUUAUUCUCCAUCAUAUAUGAUUACUGUUUUCACAAAAAAUCCAAAGAAACCCUAAACCUAACCCUAACCCUAACCCUAACCCAAAGAAUAGGGAUUGGCUUGUUCCUCUCUAUAUCGACGACCGGGGUCGCGGCACUUGUCGAGACGAGGAGGCUCCAUGUCGCACCGCAUCACCUGAUGAGUGUGUUUUGGCUGGUCCCACAAUUCUUCUUGCUCGGGAUCACAGACGUUUUUGCCCUCGUAGGAAUUCAAGAAUUUUUUUAUACCCAAAUGCCAGACUCCAUGAGAAGCCAAGGGAUGGCUCUUUACUUGAGUGUUAUUGGGGUUGGGAGCUUCCUUAGUUCAUUUGUCAUAUCGGUAAUUGAUAAGGGGAGCCGAUUAGGACGGCAUGGUAGCUGGUUUAACAAUAACUUAAACAUGGCUAGGUUGGAUUAUUUCUAUUGGUGUUUAACAGCACUAAACUUGAUUAACUUUGGAUUCUAUAUUUAUGUGGCAAGGAAAUACACUUACAAGAAGGUGAAAGAAGGGGUGGCCAAUGGUCCUAGUGCUGCAUAGGUUAGAAACGGACGGUUGGGAUUUUAAAAUUUUCAACUUUUCAACUUUCAACCAACGGCUGGGAUUUAAAAUAGGUUUGUGUAUUUUAAUGCACUUUUGUAUAAUAUAUGGCAUAAAAUAGUUGUGGACUUGUGUAA